Molecule: messenger RNA, 2975 nt
Organism: Antechinus flavipes (yellow-footed antechinus)
Lineage: Eukaryota; Metazoa; Chordata; Mammalia; Dasyuromorphia; Dasyuridae
Product: long-chain-fatty-acid--CoA ligase ACSBG2-like
Exons: 14
Coding region: 825-2804 (659 amino acids)
Cellular component (GO): membrane; endoplasmic reticulum
Molecular function (GO): long-chain fatty acid-CoA ligase activity
Source: RefSeq, a predicted model, not a curated record
UUUUAGAUCACUUAGCAAUAAUCACUGAACCUAGGACUUCCCCAUUACAUUCAUAAGGUCUAGAACUAGAGAUCUCCCAUUUUAUGGAUGAAAAGAUUGAGGCUCAGAGCAAGAAAGUGAAUUACCAAAGAAUACACAGGGAAUCACGGUUCAAAUGCAAGUCUUCUGGCUCCACGUCGGGGUUCUUUCUAUUUACCAUGUGGUUGUCUCUUUCGUUAAAUACAUGUGAGCUGAGGGAAGUUUAGGAUUCUUGUGGGAGACGGAAGGUCUUUUGGCGAGAGCCAGGGCGAUAUCGAGGAGCUGAUGUGGACCCCCGUGCUCCUGGGACUGCAGGUGGCUCACCAGGGGAUGGGCUGGGGAGAGAAAGGGCACAGUGAUGUCACAAGUGCUGUCUGGCCAGGAAAGUUCUGAGAGUUUCAGUUCCCCUUUGAAGCUCAGGGAGGGAGCAGCUUUUCUGUUCCCGGCAUGCCAUCUGCCAGCCAGCAGUGAGCAGGCCCCGGAAAGGGGGAGAAUGGUACCCUCUCCCAGGGUUCCUGUGAAGGGAGCAAAGCUGGUGGAAGCAGGAACUAUCUGGAAGUUCUAUGUGUCCCAGUCAUGUUUGUUAGCCACUGAGGGACCCGAGGGUGCAGCUGAUGGUGAGACAGUUCUGAGAACAGCAUCAAUGCAGCUACAAAGUGAAAUCUAAGAAGUUUGAACAAAGGAAACUGAAGCAGGAGAAGCUCAAUUAGACAUGCAUAAACCAAGCUCAGAGAGGUCAUACAAUUAGGAGGUGUCAGAAAAGUGGUUCAAACCCAGGCCAAAUUCAGCCAUCAAAUCGCUAUGUCAUGAUUUGCCUCAACCUGCUGACUCCAUUCACAGAGACCAUCGGUUUCUUCACUUGUCAUCUGGAUGGUGAAGUUAUCCUGAGGGGGGAGAAGGAAGAAGAAGGGCUUCACAAUGCAAUAACUAUUCAUGAGCUGGUGCUUGAGGCGGCCACUAAGUAUCCCCAUUUCAUUGCUCUGGGGACAAAGAAAAUGGAUGAAUGGGAAACCAUAACCUAUAUCGAGUAUUAUGAGUUGUGUCGGAAAGCAGCAAAAUCCUUCCUCAAGCUUGGUCUCGAGCGCUUUCACGGUGUGGGGAUCCUGGGCUAUAAUUGCAUCGAAUGGUUCGUUGCUGACAUUGCCAGCAUUUUUGCCGGAGGCAUUUGUGUAGGCAUUUUCCCCACCUACUCUUCCCAAGCCUGCCGGUUUAUUGCUGACAACUCCAAAGCUAACAUCUUAAUGGUGGAGGAUGACUGUCAACUUCAAAAGAUUCUCAAGAUCCAGGAUCACUUACGUCAUCUGAAAGCUAUUGUCCAAUAUAAAGACAAACUGACAAAGAAGCUACCUAACACUUACACUUGGGAAGAAUUCCUCACCCUUGGGAGAAAUGUUUCUGAUGAAGUGCUGGACAGGGUCAUUGAUUCACAGAAACCCAACCAGUGCUGUAUGCUGGUCUAUACCACGGGGACCACGGGAGCACAGAAGGCAAUUAUGAUCAGUCAUGACAAUAUCACAUGGACCACAAUGGCUGUGCUCCAAAACCUUCCCUACACUUAUCCCCCUGAUAAUCAAGAGAUGCUGGUGAGCUACCUCCCCCUCUCUCUGAUCACAGCUCAGAUUUUUGAAAUAUGGAUCCCUAUCGCCAUUGGGGCUGCCAUCUUCUUUGCUGAACCUGAAGCCAUGACGAUUCGGGAAUCUCUGAUAAACACACUGCGGGAGGUGAGACCUACUACCUUCUGUGGAGUUCCUGAAAUCUGGGAAGAGAUACAGCAGAAGCUGUAUUCAGAACAGAUGCUGGCCACCUCCUUCAAGAAGUCUAUGAUCGUCUGGGCCAAGAAAGUGGGACUGAAAACAAACCUGAACCGGGAAACUGAUGACCAUGCUCCUGUUGGCUUCCGCGUGGCCAAGAAGCUGAUAUAUAAGAAGGUCCGACGGAAUCUGGGCUUUGACCGCUGCCUCCAGUUUCUGAGCUCCGGGUCUGGUUUCUCCAGGGAAGUCCAGGAGUUCUUCCUCAGCUACGACAUCAUUGUGUUGCAGACAUAUGGCCUGACAGAGUGCACGGGAACUCAUUCUGUCUCCAGUGGGAAAGACUUCAAGCCAUACAGCAGUGGAAAGGCCAUCAUGGGCGCCAAAAGCAUGAUCCGGUAUCCAGACCAAAAUGGUCUGGGCUACUUCUGUAUCUGGGGCAGGCACCUGUCCAUGGGCUACUUGAACAAUGAAUAUAAGACAAAAAGGCUUUUUGACAAUAAAGGCUGGCUGAACACUGGAGACAUGGGCACCCAGGAUCCCGAGGGCUACAUCCACAUCACCGGCAGGACAGAAGAAAUCAUCAUAACCAAUCAAGGGGAAAAAAUCUUUCCUGGACCAAUUGAGAAUAUGCUGAAAAAAUACAUUCCCAUUGUCCGCUACGCUUUGAUUGUGGGACAACAAGCCAAGUUCCUGAGCGCACUGCUGACGCUGAAGUGUGAGAUCAAUCUGGACACUGGUGAGCCUUGCAAUAUGCUGACACAAGACGCCAUCAAUUUUUGCCGAAAGCACAACAGUAAGUCUGUCAAAGUGACAGACAUCAUAGAUAACAAAGAUACCAUCAUCGACGCAGUAAUACAGAGUGGCAUCGAUAAAAUCAACCAGAAAGCCGAGUCUGAUUCUCACAAGAUCCUCCGAUGGAAAAUCUUAGAGAAGGACUUCUCAGUUACAGGUGGAGAAUUAGGUCCCACCUUGAAGCUGAGACGGGCGCAUGUCACCAGAAUGUACCAAACGUUAAUCUCCAGUUUCUAUAUCUAGCUCUCUCUGUGGUCCAGGUUGCCAUGGACUGUGGAAGGCUCUCUCCUUUUUUAUCAUGCGAAUGUGACUCCAUGAAGAACGUGAUGAUCCUGAAGUUGUCAGUGUUUAUAAACCUCCUCUUGGGGAACAGGUUUUAAAAUAAAAUUCUAUCUCCCACAGGAGAUCAGGAAA